Messenger RNA from Eruca vesicaria subsp. sativa (arugula), 1614 nucleotides. Lineage: Eukaryota; Viridiplantae; Streptophyta; Magnoliopsida; Brassicales; Brassicaceae. The record is from the annotation of a GenBank genome assembly.
CUAUCUCCCUCUCUCUCAAGACAAAACAAACAGAAAAAAAGUGGAAGAUGCAAGAACUUCCAGAUUGUUUGUACGAGGGAAAGCAACCAACCCUAAUCACUCCUUCAUCACCCACACCAAAACACUCUCUCUACCUUUCCAACCUCGAUGACCAUCAUUUUCUCAGAUUCUCUAUCAAGUACCUAUACCUUUUUGAAAAAUCUACCUCCUCUCAAACCCUCAAAGAUUCUCUGUCUAGGGUUUUAGUGGAUUACUACCCACUCGCUGGCCGGAUCAAAGUCUCUGAUGGCAAGACCAAACUCGAGGUGGACUGUAAUGGGGAAGGCGCGAUUUUUGCUGAAGCCUUCAUGGAUAUAACUUGUCAAGAGUUUCUUGAGCUUUCACUCAAGCCAAACAAGUCUUGGAGGAAGCUCUUGUUUAAGGUUCAAGCUCCUGGUUUCUUGGAUAUUCCUCCUCUUGUCAUACAGGUGACGCAACUUCGUUGCGGGGGUAUGAUCCUAUGCACGGCGAUCAACCAUUGCCUUUGUGAUGGCAUCGGCACAUCGCAGUUCCUACAUGCAUGGGCCCAUGCAAAUACCACCAAAGCUCCUCUUCUCAUCCAACCACUCCACUCUCGACACAUGUUAGACCCACGAGAUCCACCUCGUGUCACACACUCCCACCCCGGUUUCACCCGAACCACCAUAGACAAAACCUCCUCCACCUUUAACAUUAGCAAAUAUUUACAGUCCCAACCACUGGCUCCCACCACCCUAACCUUCACACAACCCCUAAUUCUAACGUUAAAGAAAACAUGCGUUCCCUCGCUAAAAUGCACCACAUUCGAGGCACUAGCUGCUCACACGUGGUGCUCAUGGGCUCGAUCUCUUGACUUACCGUUGACCAUGCAGGUCAAACUCUUAUUCUCUGUCAAUAUUAGGAAAAAGAUGAUCCCUGAACUUGCUCAAGGGUAUUAUGGUAACGGGUUCGUGCUGGCUUGUGCGGAGAGCAAGGUUCAAGACCUAGUCAAUGGUAAUAUUUACCACGCGGUAAAACUAGUACAAGAGGCCAAAGAGAGAAUCACCGACGCAUAUGUAAGAUCAACGAUAGAUUUACUGGAAGAUAAAGCAGUAAAAACGGACGUGUCAUCCACUUUGGUUAUCUCGCAAUGGGCGAAGUUGGGACUAGAGGAGUUGGACUUUGGAGGAGGAAAGCCAAUGUAUAUGGGUUCUUUGACGAGUGACAUUUACUGUUUAUUUUUACCGGUGGCAGGAAACUGUGAUGCCAUUAGGGUUCAGGUGUCGUUGCCGGAGGAUGUUGUGAAGAAGCUAGAGUAUUACAUGGUUAAGCUUUUAGAUGCAAAAGAUAAGGAAGAAGACAAUUCUUUUGCACAAUAAAGUUUUACAAGAAAAAAAUAAUUAAUUUCAGUUAUCUAUCUCUAUAAAGUAAGUCAUGAGAGGAAAAUAAAAACAUUAAUCAAGUGGAUUCGAUGAGAAAGAAAAGGUCGUUCACGUGUCGGUUUUCAAGUGAUCUAAGUUUUUCUUUGUUCAUUGAAAUUGUACUCUAUAUAUAAUCUCUUGUCUGUAGAAGAUGAAACCACAUUAUUAAAAGAGUUUUCAAAACCAUGUUAGUGAU